AUGGGUGAAAUCAGAUUCGAUGGAAAGACAGUCAUCGUGACCGGAGCUGGUGGCGGUCUUGGAAAAGCUUACUCUCUCUUCUUCGGCUCGCGCGGCGCCAAUGUCGUUGUCAAUGACCUUGGUGGUUCUGCUAAAGGACAGGGUGCAGACUCUCGUGCUGCAGACAUCGUGGUCCAAGAGAUCAUCAAGGCUGGCGGAAAGGCAGUCGCCAACUACAAUUCUGUCGAAGAUGGCGCCAAGAUUGUCGAGACUGCCGUCAAGGCAUUCGGUACCGUCCACAUUCUCAUCAACAAUGCUGGUAUUCUUCGAGACAAAGCCUUCAAGAACAUGAGUGACGAGGAUUGGGAUCUCAUCAACCGCGUGCAUACUUUCGGAGCGUAUUCCUGCGCAAAAGCAUGCUGGCCUCUGUUUCGAAAGCAGCAAUUCGGACGCAUCAUCAACACAGCGUCCGCUGCUGGUAUCUAUGGCAACUACGGGCAGGCAAACUAUUCAGCGCAAAAGAUGGGUCAAAUUGCAUUCACGUAUACCCUUGCCAAAGAAGGUGCAAAAUACAACAUUCUCACCAACUGUAUCGCCCCUAUCGCCGCUUCUCGCAUGACGGCAACAGUCAUGGGCGAGGAACAGCUCAAGCUCGUUACGCCAGACUUUGUUGUUCCAACCGUGGCAUUUUUGUGUUCUGAGCAAAAAGAGAAUUCCGGUGGUCUUUAUGAGCUCGGUGGUGGUGUCGUCUUCAAACUUCGUUGGGAGCGUGCUACUGGUGCUUUGCUGAAGCCCGAUGCUUCGUUGACGCCUGAUGCUGUCCUUGCCAAGUGGGAUGAUGUCGAGAACUUUGACAAACCAACAUACCCCACUGGCGCAGCUGAUAUGGACUACAUGGGUGUCCUUGAGCAAUCCAAAAACAUGCCUCCCAACUCUCAAGGUGACACAAAGGUCAACUUCAAGGACAAGGUCGUCAUCGUGACUGGUGCUGGUGGUGGUCUCGGUCGCGCCUAUGCAAUCUUGUUUGCAAAGCUCGGCGCAAAGGUUGUCGUCAACGAUGUUGGCGACCCAUCCAAGGUUGUUGAGGAGUGCAAGAAGCUUGGUGCAGAAGCUAUUGGUGACCGUCAUUCUGUUGAGGAUGGUGAUGCUGUUGUCAAGACUGCCAUCGAUGCCUUUGGGACCGUUCACGUUGUCAUUAACAACGCUGGUAUCUUGCGAGACAAAUCCUUCUUGGCCAUGACGGAUGAGCAGUGGGAAAUCAUUCAGGCUGUGCACAUGCGCGGUACCUACAAGAUGACUAAAGCUGCAUGGCCACACAUGCUGAAGCAAAAAUACGGUAGGUUCGUCAACACCUCCUCUGUGUCUGGUCUCUAUGGUUCAUUCGGACAAGCCAACUACUCAGUUGCCAAGAUGGCAAUCCUUGGCUUCUCCCAGGCUGUGGCAAAGGAGGGAGAAAAGUACAAUAUCCUCACAAACUGUAUCGCACCCAAUGCCGGAACCAACAUGCUGCGAACGAUUGCCCCUGAGGAAGUGGUGAACGCCAUGUCUCCAGACUUUGUCGCACCACUUGUCGUGGCACUUGCCUCGGAAGAGUCUCCUGCCAACGGCAAGGUUUAUGAAACUGGUUGCGGCUGGAUUGGUCGUCUGAGAUGGCAACGCACUGAAGGACACGGCUUCCCAGUGGAUGUCAAGAUGACUCCCGAGCACAUUGCAGAGAAGUGGGAGGACAUUACCAGCUUCACAAAGGGCGAGCCUACCAACCCAGAGAGCUCGCAGGAGACCGUCAUGGCUUUCCUUGCGAAUGCCGACAACCGUGUUAAUGGUGGUGGUGAUGAGGAAGAGGAUGACACGCCACUCGGCAAGGUCAACAAGGCUAUUGCUUCGCCUAUUGAACAGACCAAAUUCACCUACACUGAGCGCGAUGUCAUUCUCUACAACUUGGGCAUUGGUGCCAAGAAGACUGAACUCGACUAUGUCUAUGAGAAUGCAGAAAACUUCCAGGCAUUGCCAACGUUUGGUGUCAUUCCUCAGUUUGAUGCACAGAUGGGUAUCCAGUGGGAUGAAUUCCUGCCAAACUUUAGCCCUAUGCUCUUGUUGCACGGUGAGCAAUUCUUGGAAAUCAAGAAGCCUAUCCCAACGGCCGGUACGUUGACGAUUGACACGCAGCUCGCUGAAGUGCUCGACAAGGGUAAAGCUGCUUCAGUGGUUGUGCGUACCAUCACCAAGGACGAACAAGGCGAUGUCAUCUUCAACAAUGAAUCAACCAUCUUUGUCCGUGGUUCCGGUGGCUUUGGCGGCGAGUCGAAGGGUGCUGACCGUGGUGCUGCAACAGCUGCCAACAAGGUGCCUGCACGCAAGCCUGAUGCUGUUGUGGAGGAAAAGACGACAGAGGAGCAGGCAGUGUUGUACAGGUUGUCUGGUGACUACAACCCGUUGCACGUUGACCCUGCAUUUGCAGCCGUUGGCAAGUUCCCACAGCCCAUUGUGCAUGGUUUGUGCUUCUUUGGCUUUGCUGGUAAGCAUAUCCUCAAGACGUACGGUGCCAUCAAGAGCAUCAAGGUACGAUUCGUGGGUAGUGUGUUCCCUGGCGAGACUCUCAAGACGGAGAUGUGGAAGGAGGGCAACAAGGUCAUCUUCCAGACAUGGGUAGUUGAGCGCAAUGCCCUGUGCAUCUCUGCCGCUGCUGCUGAGCUCGAGGACGGAGCCAAGCCCAAGCUUUAG
Messenger RNA from Protomyces lactucae-debilis, 2700 nucleotides. RefSeq lists its product as uncharacterized. The coding region runs from base 1 to 2700 and encodes 899 amino acids. The transcript has 3 exons. Gene Ontology annotation, molecular function: oxidoreductase activity. The record is from RefSeq and is a predicted model, not a curated record. NCBI's taxonomy places the organism in Eukaryota, Fungi, Ascomycota, Taphrinomycetes, Taphrinales, Protomycetaceae.